This is a messenger RNA of Populus trichocarpa (black cottonwood), 3227 nucleotides long. Its product is annotated as sister chromatid cohesion protein PDS5 homolog D. The coding region runs from base 326 to 2959 and encodes 877 amino acids. NCBI's taxonomy places the organism in Eukaryota, Viridiplantae, Streptophyta, Magnoliopsida, Malpighiales, Salicaceae. Gene Ontology annotation, cellular component: nucleus; chromatin. The record is from RefSeq and is a predicted model, not a curated record. Gene Ontology annotation, biological process: DNA repair; mitotic sister chromatid cohesion. The transcript is spliced from 13 exons.
AAUAAAACAGGAAAAUAAAGAGAGAAAUGGAGAAACCCCAGAACCCAAAACCCCAUUCUUUUUAACCACAGUGAAUUAACGGGUUGAAUCCGAGAGGAAAAAACUGCCUCUUUGGUAACCCCUGCUUGCAUGGACAACUGUGUUUAGACUUUAGAGUUGUAAACGAAACAGUCAACAAAUGGGUUUGAUUUCUUUCAUCUGUGGGUUUUGUAAAUACUACUCUACUGUUUCUCUGUGAUGUGGGUUUCGGUGAAAAGUCUCUGAAUUUUCAGAGAAAGUGAGAGUAUUUUGUGUUUUUGGUUUCUGUGUUUAAGAGAGUGUUGAAAUGCCUAACAGUGAGACUGAGCUUGAAGAACGGCUUAAAGAGGCUGGAAAUAGUCUCUUAAACCCUCCAUCAUCUGUUGAUGACCUUCUUGACUCCCUCGAUAAACUGGAGCGUUUGCUCACAAAUGUGGAGCAAGCACCAUCAAGAUCAAUGCAAGAUGCUCUUUUACCACCAAUGAAGGCAUUAAUCUCUAGUGCCAUUUUGAGGCACUUGGACGAAGAUGUAAGGGUUGCGGUUGCAUCUUGCAUGAGUGAGAUUACAAGAAUAACAGCACCAGAUGCUCCUUACAAUGAUGACCUAAUGAAGGAAAUUUUUCAAUUGACUGUAGCAUCUUUUGAAAAAUUAUCCCAUGAGUCUGGCCAUUGUUAUACAAAGGCAGUUUCAAUUCUUGAGAAUGUAGCGAGGGUGAGGUCAUGCUUGAUGAUGCUGGACCUGGAGUUGGAUGAACUAAUUUUAGAUAUGUUCCAAUACUUUCUGAAAUUCAUCAGGUCCAAUCAUCCACAAAUUGCAAUCUUGGCCAUGGAAACAAUUAUGACCCUGGUCAUUGAUGAAAGUGAAGAAAUCUCAGUGGAGCUUCUCACUCUCCUUUUAGUGAGUGUAAAAAAGCAAAACCAGAGUUUUUCUCCUAUAGCAUGGAAGCUUGGGGAAAGAGUUAUCACUAAUUGUGCUGCUAAAAUUAAGCCCUAUCUCAAGGAAGCUGUGCAGUCUACAGGCAUACCUUUGGAUGAAUAUGCUCCAAUAGUUGCUUCUAUAUUCCAAGAUGAGUCUCACACACUCGAAUGUGAUUAUAACAAUCAUUCUGGGGAACCUUUGGGAUCAUCACCAAAUGCUGCUUGUCGUAAAGAAGUUUUUGAAGGUAAGGAUGUGAUUCCAAAGUCAAUAGCAAGGAAUGGAACUGCUUCAAUUAGAAAUGCCGGGACUGUUAAAAAGGAUAAUGCUUCAAAAAUGCUAGAGCCUUGCUCUCAUACUGAGCAUUCUAAAAGCACCAAUGCACAGGACAAAGCAGAACCUGAAGUCAUGUUAGAAAUGGAGCCAAAGGCUGUUCCAAGUAAAAGGGGCUGGAAACCUAAUUCUUUGAUGAAUCCAGAAGAAGGCUAUGAUCCUUGGUUUUCAACAGGAAGAAAAACUACCAAACUUCUCCGUGAAAAGCUUCAAGAUAAGGGCAACGAUGAUUUACCCUCAGAAACUCCAGAUUCCAAGAAGGUAGCUCUGUCAUUAAUGCAUGUGAAAGUGACAAAACCUACAAGAUUUACCCCCAAAACUGUUCAAAUCUCAAGGUCUUCUUCCCUAACCCCACAACAAGACAUAACUGCUGGAAGUCAUUUUAAAAGAGGCCGGCCAAAGAAAAAGGGAAACAGUAUGAGUGAAGAUGCUGAUCCAAGUCCUUCAUUGUUGUCAAAGCGUGAAAGCAUGAGUGCUCAGGUCGAAGAGAAAGCUCCAGAAUUCGAUGAUGCCAGUUUGAGAAAGCAGUCUAAAGAAAGAAGUGACUCAGAAGCAAAGAAACAAAAACGCUUAAGAAAAAAUGAACUUCCCUCAAAGACUCCUAAGAAGAUAUCUCUGUCUUCUGGACGUGUAGUAUCUUCAAAGAAAUCAGUGGUCCUCAGUGAACCAGAGGAAAAGCCUGUCCACCAGCCAGUUGUGAUUGCAGUAAGGAGAUUUAAUAAGCACCGCACUGCAGUCCCAACAGGCACAAAAAAGAAGUCUUUGGAUGUUAAUUCAGACGAGGAUGUUGGGGAAGCAUUUAGAGAUAAGAAGAUAAAAUCAUUAGACAUGGAUGGAAGUUACCUGGAAGAAACCCCACAACCAAAGCUCAAGAGGAAGCGUACUCCAAGGAAGGAAGUGUUUUCUGGAACUCCUGAUCUUGGUGAGCAAUUGGUUGGUAACAAAAUAAAGGUUUGGUGGCCAAUGGAUAAGAGGUUCUAUGAAGGAGUUGUUGAUUCCUACGACCCCAUCAAAAAGAAGCACAAGGUCCUGUAUGCUGAUGGGGAUGAAGAGAAGCUUAAUCUCAAAAAGCAGCGAUGGGAAUUCAUUGAAGAUGGUAUCUUUCCAGUUCAAGGGCAUGAGAUUGAUGUUCCAAAACCUGGUACUUCAUCUGAUAUACUGCAAAAAGUGAACAGUGAAACCAAGUCAGAGUCAAAAAAAAAAUCGAAGGCUGUUUCAUCCUCAAAAAGGAGCAGAGCUGCCAGCAUUUCCAAAACCACCGCUAGAAGAUUUGCUGGCAAAUCUGCAUAUGGUGCUGUCCAUGACGAACCAAUUCGUGUUGACAAACCUGCAGAUCAUGACACAUCUGGGCCAGGUAGUGGUUCAGAAGAUGGUAAAAACACACCUGGGCCAGGCGGCAGUUCAAAAGAUGAUGGUGAAAAUUCUACUGUCAAGUUGAAGAUUCACGAUCCACAACGGAUUGAUAACAACUCCAAGCAAGCAAUGCCAGAGACUGUAAAUACAUCUGACAAUGGAAGUCCCAAAGCUGGUACCGUGUUCUGUAGCUUCAACUCUGAGCAGACCAUGCCAGUUGGUGCAACCCUAUCCAAGGAUGAAAGUUCCAGAGGGGGUGAUGAAUCUCAUGGCUCAGAUGGACCUAAGAGGGAACAGCAGGGGGAAGCGAGCUCUUCCCUUUCACCUGAAACUGACUAGAAACUGGUGAAUCUUGCGUACUGGCACAGCAGGCGGAGAGGCAUAGGAAAACUGUGAGUUUGGUUUAGUAUAGAACAAGUGCCAGUUUUAGUCACUCUGUUUUAGGCGACUUAAAGGUUAUCUUUUGUUUUGUGACCCUAGUAUAGUGUAUCCAAGCAAUCCUUCGGCUUGGACCUGAACAAUGGUUUGUGAUUAGGCCUCUUCGGUAAUGGAUCUUUCCCUCACAUCCCAUCAAGUCUUUAGACCUCAAUUUGAUUGCAUUCUUCAA